GAGAGAGAGAGAGAGAGAGAGAGAGAGAGAGAGAGAGAGAGAGUGUGUGUGUAAACGGACAGGGUCUCUACAAGCAUGUCUUCUACAUUUGAUUGCAGGCAUUGAGAGAGAGAGAGAGAGAGAGAGAGAGAGAGAGAAGGGAAGAAAUGACCAAGCAGUCCUUAUUUUCAGGGAAAUGCAACACAAUGAGCCUUAGUUGAGACGGAUUGAGCGAUUGCUGAGACCAGGACCAGCACAUUAAGUGUGUGUAGGUUCCAGAGCAGCUCUGUGCCCUUGCAUCGUCCAGUCUCCUGUAUGGGGAUUAUUGAUUGUGUCUGCUGAUUCCAGCAGCGUGGUCCUGUUCACUUUUGUAUCACGCUGCCAAGAAAGAAGGGACCAGCAUUUCAGAGGCACCGCUAGCCAUGCCAGGCAGGAAGUCAGAGCCAUCUACAGCUCCAGCCAAUCAGAGCCUGCGUUAGUCAGCUGUCCAAUCAGAGUGGAGGAUGGCGGUGGCACCAUUUGUUAGCGAGGGGAAGUGCGUUAGCGUAGAGUGGGACUUCUUGCAGGGGCUGCUGGUCAAAAACCCACCCGUUCCGUGCCUGCAGUCUCUGCGCAAGGAGAAAUCACGGAACGCCGCUCGCUCGCGCCGGGGAAAGGAAAAUUUUGAGUUCUUCGAAUUGGCCAAGAUGCUGCCCCUGCCCGGCGCCAUCACCAGCCAACUGGACAAGGCCUCUGUCAUCCGACUGAGCAUCAGCUACCUGCGCAUAAGAGACUUCUGCAGACAAGGAGAGCCACCCUGGAGCCCCCUGCUGGAGGGAGGACCACACAACAAGGCUGUGGGGAGGACGCAGAUGUCACCGGCCACCGAUCUCUUCGAGCAUCACCUGGGGGGACACCUGCUACAGUCGCUAGAUGGCUUCGCCUUUGUGGUCAGUCACGAGGGAAGAUUUCUCUACAUCUCGGAGACGGUGUCCAUCUACCUCGGUCUCUCACAGGUGGAGCUAACAGGCAGCAGUGUCUUUGACUACAUCCACCCAGCAGACCAUGUGGAGAUGGCUGAGCGACUAGGAAUGAGGUUGCACCGCAGGGGUGUGUCCCAGGCAACCAAUGAGAACACAUCCAGCUCGGCAUCCACCUCUUCAUUGGCUGAGACGCCAGAGCCAGAAGCCCCCAGCCCCCUCCCCCCAGAGGACUCCCCCUAUCGCAGCUUCUUCAUCCGGAUGAAAUCCACCCUCACAAAGCGGGGGCUGCACAUCAAAUCAUCCGGAUACAAGGUGAUUCAUGUGACAGGUAGGAUCCGUUGUCAGCCCACCCACAGCUCCGCCCCAGUGCAGCGUGAGCUGGGAUUGGUGGCCCUGGCUCACACGCUCCCGCCCUCCACUCUCAAUGAAGUGCGCAUGGAGAGUCACAUGUUCGUCUUUCGGGUCAACAUGGAUCUGCAGGUCAUCUACUGUGAGAACAGGAUUGCGGAGUACAUGGACCUGAGCCCAACAGAGGUGAUUGGGCAGAGCUGCUACCACUUCAUCCACGUGGAAGACGUGGACUCAAUCCGACAGAGCCACGAGGACUUGCUAGUGAAGGGUCAGGUGGUGACUGGGUAUUAUCGUUGGCUCCAGCGACGUGGUGGGUUCCUGUGGAUCCAGUCCUGUGCUACCAUCUCCUUCAACCACAAGUCUCCCCAAGACAGGAACAUCAUCUGGGUCAACUAUGUGCUCAGCCGGCCAGAGCUUCAGGACACUCCCCUGGACAUCCAGCAGCUGCCCAAGUCCUCUCGCCCCUCCAGAGAGACCCAGGCGACAGAUGACUGCCCACAAGAAGCCAAGGGUAAAGACACCACAACUCCCCAGAACUUGGACAGCGGCAAUGUGUCAAAGUUUAGAGCUGUGUACCCCCAAGACAGCCAAUCCGAGGAGAGGAGGAAGAGGAGCCGGCAGUGCGUCUCUGUGGAAGGUCCCCUAGAAACAAGGGCAAAGGGGAACCGGAGCCCUUUGUCCUCCGAACUAGAGAGCGAAAGUGAGAGUGAGAGGCAGGCAGAACCUCUGUCCAAGCACAUCAAAUUGGAGGAGAGGCAGCUGGAGUCUGGAGGCAGUGAGGAGGAGGAGGAGGAUGAAGAGGCAGGGAGGACCCCGAAUGGGUGUGCAGUGAUCCAGCACAGGAAAUGCCCUUCGACAUCUUCCUUCUCGGAACCCGAGAUCAAAACGGAGCAAACUGGGAGUGGCGUCACUUCAGGAAUCUGGGGUUUCCAUUCUCUCCCUUGCAUUCCACUUGACACUCAUGCCCCUGGGCCUGAAAAUGGACACUCGCAUGGGAACGGCCCUCAGAUCUGCAUUCCUGACUCUGUCCUGACCCCCCCUGGAGGAGAGGCCCCUCCUAAAGCCUUGUUCACCCCCUCGGUGGAAGCUCUCUCCCCACCGCUCUCCGGUUCUCCUCUCUCCCGGGAGGAAAGACUAUUCCCCGCUCCCUCUACACCCGAUUUCGAACUUCUGCAGAGGUUGGGGUUCGGGGGAGGAGUUAGCGGCCUGGGAGGGAUCAGUCGGGUGGUCCUCCCUUUGCCUCGAUCUAUGGGAGGCCCCACUCCUCACAGCCUGUAUGCCCCCAGCACAAUCCGCUACGCCCCUGCUGAGCUCCACCUGCCCCAGGCUGGGGCCCAUCACCAGCUCCACUCCUUGAACUCCCCAGACCUCCAGGCAGAUCCCAAGCCCCCACCGCUGUUCCCCCACCUCCAGAGGCUCAGUGGAUUGCCUCCUUUCAGUGGCUUCCAUGCCCUGGACACCCCCUUCUCAGCUCUGUCCUUCAUCAACGGGCUGCGUGGUCCUGCCACUGAUAAAGACGAAGACUGACCGUCUUCUGCCAUUGAGACUUCUACUGGGAUUGUAGCCAGGGCAACUGGGGCAAAUCCCCUUGCUCUUCUCCGAAAUAAGGCCAUAUGAUAGGAUAUUGACCAUAAUGUAGGCAAGACCCCCCCCCCCCCCCUCCACUGCCACCACAAAAAUAGAGACCGACUAAACAGCAAAGGCUAAUAAACUGUAUUGAUCACAGACACUGAGAUUGGUGACUGGUCUGCAAUGUAUGCACAUGUUUGUAGUCAUGUGAUCCACUAGAACCAAGUUGUGUGAAACUCUUCAGCAACAAUCAUGGGAAGCAAGCGGUGACUUCACAAAGGUAAUGGUAGCGAAGGCUUUGCAACAAUCAUGCUUUGCAAGCGGGUCUCGAUGAAUCGAGCCUGCAGACAUAUGCAGCGUAUUGUGACAAGCUACAGCUACAGUGGCCACGCCUGCUUCCACUUCAACAGUACAGCAGGGGCAUUGUGGGCCUAACCACUAUUAAGGCCCUUCUGUUUUGGCUAGUCAGUGUCGUUGCCACCAUAAAAGCUCAGUGUCAGCAUAAGCCGUUUUCUUUGGAUCAUUCAAUUCACAGAGACCGAGCAUCACGGCGUCUGUAUUGGCGAUGGAACGACUGUAUAUGGAAAUCAUAGGCCAAAUGAAAAACACAUGACUUUGAAGAGAUUUUAGCCAUAACAUUUUUUUUUUAUGCACAGCCCUAUUGAGAUCCACUGUGGUAGCGGUAGGGGCUUUGAUGGGGUCGUAUUGUACAGAAUAUUUGUGUGAGUACUUGCAGUAUGAAUGUAAAUGCUGAUCAAUUGUACAGUACCGGUACUGUGAAAAAGGGAAAACUGUAGCACUUGUAAAGAACUGUCUGUACCUCCUUGUUAAUUGUAUAAUUAAUUCAAUUAUCACAACAUGUAUAUACAGAACAUUGUGUUUUUAAUUAAAUAUUACUCGACAUAUUGUAGCGAGAUCACAAUUGGACGAGACCUGCUUCUGUUCAUCUCUAAUUAGAGGACUGCUUAGUUUUAGGUAUUUGUACUCAUAUGCAGGUUAAAUGAACCCAUUAAGUAUCAAAUAAUUUUUUCUUUUAAAAGUAACACAAGUUAUGUAAUGUGAUACAUUCAAAUCUAAACGGAAAACGAAACAUGUAAAAUCCUACAAACAGCCGUGCCCUAUUUUGAGGAGUCAAGUUAGACAAAAUUAAGUAAGUUAUCAUAACAAUAUAGUUUAAAGAUAACAUUUUAAUAACUGGUAGAUGCCAGUUAAAAAUGCUCCAAAAAAUUACAAAGUAGCCUGUCUUCAAAUGAGGACAAUGGCACAUAAUGGGUUAAUUUAAUUCACAGUAGUUAUUGUGCAAGCAUAUUCUGAGAUGGAACACAGUAACUUGUUACAAAUAGGGAUUUUGUGUGAAAAUGGUUUUGUUGCGUAGUGCGAUCGGUUUUAUCUUUUUGUAAUUUUUUUUUUUCUUUUAGAACAAAAAUGUUUUUUGUGGAAAUGUUUUUAUCUUAAGAGGAUGAAUUUGUUUGAGGAUUUUUUCGCAACUUCUUCAGCAAGUUCACUGCUCUAUACCCUACAUGCAGUCAAUUAUAGUAGAAAAGGUGCUUGAUUUUAACCAGAUCUAAGCUUGUACUUUGACGUGACUUGCUGAAUUUUUAAAGGGUGUGUCUGUUCCGCCUCUCAGCAUCCUAAAAACAGGUGCAGCUUAUUCAGUAUCUGCUCCAAACUAGAAUACAGAAAUACCCACUAAUCACAGUUAAGCAUUAUCCCCCCUACUUAUCACAACUAUAUGGAAAUGUCUGGUAACACUUUAGUUUAGGCAUCAGUUAUAAGUGAUUAUAAACAACAGCAAAAAAAAAACAAAGCAAAAAAAAAAUGGUAAUCAUAUUGUAUAAUUGUUAAUAGCAUCAUUAAUAACAUGUUUACAGAUUUACUGUCAGAUACCUAAAGUGUUACCAAUAUUCUUUAGUGUUAUUAUUCCAUGUGACAUACAUAUAGGGUUAACCCAAAAUGAAAACCUGAAUAUAAAAAAAAUACCUUGCAAGGUAACAUUACGUAAUGAAUUACAAGUAGUGAAAAAAAAAAGCACAAUGUUCUGUAUCUUUUUAACUGUUUAGUUGGAAAUAAUCCUUUUUUGGAAAUAUUUUCUGCCAGCUAUGAAGUCUGGACCUGUAGAGUAUUCAUUCCCAUCACUGUAGCUUAAUAUAGAAGAAAAGGUAAGAAAAAAUAAAAAUAAAAAAAACAA
Molecule: messenger RNA, 5049 nt
Organism: Acipenser ruthenus (sterlet)
Lineage: Eukaryota; Metazoa; Chordata; Actinopteri; Acipenseriformes; Acipenseridae
Gene: npas1
Product: neuronal PAS domain protein 1
Exons: 12
Coding region: 483-2819 (778 amino acids)
Biological process (GO): regulation of transcription by RNA polymerase II
Molecular function (GO): DNA-binding transcription factor activity, RNA polymerase II-specific; protein dimerization activity; RNA polymerase II transcription regulatory region sequence-specific DNA binding
Source: RefSeq, a predicted model, not a curated record